AUGGAGAAUGGUGGGACGCUGCAUGCUUGGCCUGUUCAGAUACAAAUAUCAUCAACACCGACCGCCUUUUCGCUCCUCUCAUACCAUCUCCUCUCUCUCCCUGCAUAUUGCUCCAUACCCGCCCACCUGCCCACCUGCACGAGAUACCCUUACGAUCGUUUUUCUUCUUCUCGUCUCCCACAGUACUUUCGUUUCCUCGCCAUGUGUGGAAUUUUCGGGUACAUCAACUACCUGGUGGAGAAGGACAGGAAGUACAUUCUCAACACACUCGUCAAUGGUCUUGCACGUCUAGAGUACCGCGGCUACGACUCGGCCGGUCUGGCCAUCGACGGCGACAAGAAGAACGAGGUCUACGCCGUCAAGGAGGUCGGCAAGGUCGCCGCGCUGAAGAAGCUCGUCGACGAGCAGAACUUCGACCUGAACAAGGUCUUCGACUCACACGCCGGCAUUGCCCACACGCGAUGGGCCACCCACGGCCCUCCCUCGCGCGUCAACUGCCAUCCCCACAGGUCUGACCCCAACUGGGAAUUCUCCGUCGUCCACAACGGCAUCAUCACAAACUACAAGGAGCUGAAGACUCUGCUCGAGAGCAAGGGCUACAAGUUCGAGACCGAGACCGACACUGAGGCCAUUGCAAAGCUCACCAAGUACAUCCACUCGGAGCACCCUGACCUCAGCUUCCCCUCCCUGGUCAAGGCUGUCAUCAAGGAGUUGCAGGGUGCCUUUGGGCUUCUCAUCAAGUCGAUCCACUACCCCCAUGAGGUCGUCGCCGCCCGCAAGGGUUCGCCCCUUGUCAUCGGUGUCCGAACACAGAAGAAGAUGAAGGUCGACUUUGUCGAUGUCGAGUACAACGACGAGCACACCGCUCUCCCCGCCGAGAGCGCCUCCCACAACGUUGCCCUGAAGAAGUCGAACAACCUUCUCGCACCCCCUGACAAGUCGCUUCUGCACCGCUCGCAGUCGCGCGCUUUCCUCUCCGACGACGGCGUGCCCAUGCCCACCGAGUUCUUCCUCUCCUCGGACCCCGCCUCGAUCGUCGAGCACACCAAGAAGGUCCUGUACCUCGAGGACGACGACAUCGCGCACAUCCACGAGGGCUCGCUGAACAUCCACCGUCUGAACAAGGAUGACGGCACCUCCAACGUGCGUGCCAUCCAGACUCUGGAGAUCCAGCUCCAGGAGAUCAUGAAGGGCCGCUUCGACCACUUCAUGCAGAAGGAGAUUUUCGAGCAGCCCGAGUCGGUUGUCAACGCCAUGCGUGGUCGUCUCGACGCCGAGAACAAGACCGUCACACUCGGUGGUCUCCGUCAGUACCUUGCGACCAUCCGCCGAUGCCGCAGGAUCAUCUUCAUUGCCUGCGGUACUUCGUACCACUCCUGCAUGGCUGUCCGUGGUAUCUUCGAGGAGCUGACCGAGAUCCCCAUUGCUGUCGAGCUGGCCUCUGACUUCCUGGACCGCAAGGCUCCCGUCUUCCGUGACGACACGUGCGUCUUCGUUUCCCAGUCUGGUGAGACGGCUGACUCGCUCAUGGCUCUCCGCUACUGCCUGGAGCGCGGUGCCCUGACCGUCGGUGUUGUCAACAACGUCGGUUCUUCGAUUUCGCUCCUCACCCACUGCGGUGUCCACAUCAACGCCGGUCCCGAGAUCGGUGUGGCGUCCACCAAGGCCUACACCUCCCAGUUCGUCUGCAUGGUCAUGUUCGCGCUGUCUCUCAGCGAGGACCGUGCGUCCAAGCAGAAGAGGCGCGAGGAGAUUAUGAUUGGUCUCACCAAGAUCUCGGAGCAGUUCAAGGAGACACUCAAGCUUGACCAGCCCAUCAAGAAGCUCUGCGAGCGCUUCAAGGACCAGAAGAGCCUGCUGCUCCUCGGCCGUGGCUCCCAGCACGCCACUGCUCUCGAGGGUGCCCUGAAGAUCAAGGAAAUCUCGUACCUCCACUGCGAGGCUGUCAUGUCGGGAGAGCUCAAGCACGGUGUUCUUGCUCUCGUGGACGAGAACCUGCCGAUUGUCAUGAUCCUCACGCGCGACGACAUCUUCGCCAAGUCGCUCAACGCGUACCAGCAAGUCAUUGCGCGUAGCGGACGACCGAUCAUCAUCUGCAACCAGGACGACCCCGAAUUCCCCACAGACAAGACGGACAAGAUCGAGGUCCCCACCAACGUCGACUGCCUGCAGGGUUUGAUCAACGUCAUUCCUCUGCAGCUCAUGUCGUACUGGAUGGCGGUUGCCGAGGGCGUCAACGUCGACAUGCCCCGCAACCUGGCCAAGUCGGUCACGGUGGAGUAA
This is a messenger RNA of Ascochyta rabiei, 2283 nucleotides long. RefSeq names its product Glutamine--fructose-6-phosphate transaminase (isomerizing). Bases 1 to 2283 code for a protein of 760 amino acids. NCBI's taxonomy places the organism in Eukaryota, Fungi, Ascomycota, Dothideomycetes, Pleosporales, Didymellaceae. The transcript has 4 exons. The record is from RefSeq and is a predicted model, not a curated record. Gene Ontology annotation, molecular function: L-glutamine:D-fructose-6-phosphate transaminase (isomerizing) activity; carbohydrate derivative binding. Gene Ontology annotation, biological process: protein N-linked glycosylation; fructose 6-phosphate metabolic process; UDP-N-acetylglucosamine metabolic process.